Aspergillus welwitschiae is the source of this 624-nucleotide messenger RNA. RefSeq lists its product as uncharacterized. NCBI's taxonomy places the organism in Eukaryota, Fungi, Ascomycota, Eurotiomycetes, Eurotiales, Aspergillaceae. Bases 313 to 573 code for a protein of 86 amino acids. The record is from RefSeq and is a predicted model, not a curated record. The transcript has a single exon.
UUGUUACGAAACCCAUGUUGUCCGCAAUCGGUGAGAUAGACUCUUCAGUGCUGCCUAUUAGCUCUGGAAUAUAGAUGAAGCCGGACUAUGGUCGCCAUCGGAAUUCUAGUUCUCAGUCCACUAGCUCUGUCUUGGUAAUUAUUUGGUUACAUUUGAUAUUGAUUUGCAUUUUACUUUCUGUUUUCUUAUUUUUAUUUUAUUUUACUUUUUCCCCCCGUGAUAUGAUGUGUCCUUAAUCGAUUCCAUAUCCGGAGUGAGAGGUAACACAGGAAAUAAGAUUAGCUGAGAUUGACGGACGCAUGUGAUACCCUCAUGCUUACAUGCAGGCUGAGUGUAAUUUGUUUUCGUUGCAAGAUCUUUGGUUUCUUUGCUCGGAUUUUUGUAAAUCGGCAUCUCGCUAUAUGGAUCCUCUUAUUUAACUCUGUUUUUCACCUUUUCCAGCAUCGAUACCCUUCUAAAAAGAUUCUCCAGAUAUAUACUCUCUUUACUAUCGUUGAUGAUACACUGGCAGAGUGUCCAUCUUGCUGUCAGGUCUGCUACAUCAUAGCUGACGUGGGCCAAUUCAUUAUAUGACUGUAAUUUGAAUGGAUGACACACAGAACACAGUUGUAAGAGUUGUGGGAC